Molecule: messenger RNA, 1054 nt
Organism: Cylicocyclus nassatus
Lineage: Eukaryota; Metazoa; Nematoda; Chromadorea; Rhabditida; Strongylidae
Source: the annotation of a GenBank genome assembly
UUUGAGCAUCAUCAGAUGGACGAGGCCACAUCUUCGGAAUCUGCUGAUGCGAUUGCGAAGAAAAAGGAGUUGCUUUUGCAACGGCUGCAGCAGAGGCGACCAGCUAAACAGUCACGAGCAGAUACUGAGCAAGCAAAAGUGCGAGAAGAAGAGCUGACUGAAUUGCUGAAUCGUGCAAAGGAGCAAGCCGACUCGGGUGUUGUAAACGAAGAAACGAUAAAGGCUUUGGAGAGUUUCUUGUCGUUGGAAGGAUGCGGUUGGUCUGCCAAACGCAUACAAGCUGCUUUAGAGAUGUUACGAAAGACUAGCGUCGGAGUGAGUGGUGAUGGUUCACAAAAAUCUGCGUUUUCAUUUUCGGCCCCGAAGAAGCCAUCCACACCAUCACAUCGUCCAAGAAAGAAGUCAUCGUCAGUUUCAUCAGAAACGUCUUCAGUGAUUGAGAAUGCGCCUUCGGAUAAUGUGAUCAGUCUCUCAAAUAUGAGUGACGAAACGCGACUUGUAGCCGGUGAGAACGGAAAUGACAUAAAAUUGAAAGAAAUCAAGAACUGCAAACUUUCUUUUGCCUUCCGUCCAUCCACUGUUCAUAUCCAGGGACUGUAUGAUUCCGAACUAGUCUUUCUCCCCGUUGAAACCUCUGUAUUAAUGAGUGACUGCCAACGUUCAAAAAUCUUUGCGUCUGCGCAGCAGUUACGUAUUCAUAAUUCCAAAGAGCUUCGACUUCAUGUCGGUGUACGUGCAGCUGUGAUUAUAGAAUCCUGUACGGGCAUUCUAAUGGCUCCUUACAGAGUCAAGCUGAACGAAGAGUUCAUAGAAGCACCACCAGGUGAAGCAUGGAAACAUCCGAACGAUUUUGACUGGCUUGCGGAAGGUCAAAGUCCUAAUUGGGUCAUUGCUCCGGAAGCUGACUGGGAAACUGCAAUGCUCACUGUCCCUCAGUAACUUGUACAUGCGAUAUUCAUAAAUAUUUAUCUUUUGAACUCAUAAUAUUCAGCAACAAAUUAUUCAGAGCAUUAAAACUUGUAAGAUAUUGAAAGGCAGUUUGACGGUAGCACCC